Molecule: messenger RNA, 1176 nt
Organism: Lodderomyces elongisporus
Lineage: Eukaryota; Fungi; Ascomycota; Pichiomycetes; Serinales; Debaryomycetaceae
Gene: TWF1
Exons: 1
Coding region: 1-1176 (391 amino acids)
Biological process (GO): barbed-end actin filament capping; actin filament depolymerization
Cellular component (GO): actin filament; cytoplasm
Molecular function (GO): actin filament binding; actin monomer binding
Source: RefSeq, a predicted model, not a curated record
AUGUCAACUCAAUCAGGAAUUACUGUUUCUUCAAAACUUGCAGACGUUUUUAAAAGUAAAUCGUCAUCUACCCCAAUCGUCAUCAAAAUUUCUUCCGCCUCUACUGAAUUGAUCCCUGCUGAGAUUAACAACGAAACAUCAACUACAACUUCUAUCUCAUCAUCAAUUGCUCAAUUAAACAAAUAUUUAUCCCAAACUUUUCCUGAACCAGCUUAUAUUUCUUUUCCCUACGACAGCAGUGAAGGCAAUAAUGAUGGUAAUAGCACUUUAGCGCAAUCGCAACCACAAAAGAUCUUUAUAAGUUUUAUACCAGAUUCAGCUCCCAUUAAACAAAAAAUGUUGUAUGCUUCUACAAAAAAUACAUUAUUAACUAGUUUGGGUUCUUCGCAAUUCGCAUACAAAUUUGCUUGGACCGAACUUGAUGAAGUGACUGAGGAUCACUUGACUCGUUCUAUCAAUGAUGAAAAGAAUGGAGAAAAUAGAGGCGUUAAAGGGUUGAAGACCGAAAAGGAGGAAAUUGUGGAGAAUAUUAACCAACAAUCGUAUUAUGCAAGAACUGGACUUGGAUUCAAACGAGAAUUGGCAAGUAUGAGUUCCAAGACAAGUGGCAGUACAGGUGAUAUCUUGUAUGCAUUUGAUGAGAAAUUAAAAUUAGAGUUUGAAAAUUUAAAGGAGUCGAAACUGGAUGUUGGUAUAGUCGUUAUUUUCAAUAUUAAUAUGGCAAGCGAAGUGAUUGAAUUACAUGAAAAAAUCAAUAAAGUCAACGUGGAUGGAUUGAUUAAUAAAUUGGAGAGCAAUGUUGCACCACUGAAACCAUCGUAUAUCUUAUAUAAAUAUGAACAAAGCAAAGUUGCAUUCAUAUACACCUGUCCUUCUGGAUCGUCAGUGAAAGACCGUAUGGUUUACGCCGCGUCGAAAAAUAGCUUAAUUUCACAUCUUAAAAACGAAUAUUUUAAUGGUGACGAUGUUGUUCUUGAUAAAAAUUUGGAAGUUGGCGAUUUGAAUGAAUUGGAGGUAAGUGAAUUGGAGUCAGACUUUGGAAACGAUGAAAGCAAGCAAAGUAGAGGUGCAACGCCGUCAUCCCAUUCGUCAUCAUCAUUAUCCUCUGCCAAUAACCAGUCAGCAAAUAAUACUGGCCUCCGAUUUAAUAAACCAAAAGGACCACGUCGAAGAUAG